AUGGCCGGCACUUGCUCGAUGUUGUGCCUCAUUAUCGUCACCAUAUUCAUCCCUCCUCUCGGUGUCUUUCUGCUCUCAGGCUGCGGAGUAGACUUCUGGAUCAAUGUCUUGCUCACAAUUCUCGGGUACUUCCCCGGACAUAUCCACGCCUUCUAUCUGGAAUACAUCUACUACGAUCGACGUGACACCGAUCCACUGACUCGUGCCUCUCAACGACCUGCACCGGGCGUCUACUCCAACCGGAUCCAGACUGGAGGUCAUCCUCACACACAAGCGGACCGUCAUUACGGUACCUGA
Penicillium bovifimosum is the source of this 297-nucleotide messenger RNA. RefSeq names its product YqaE/Pmp3 family membrane protein. NCBI's taxonomy places the organism in Eukaryota, Fungi, Ascomycota, Eurotiomycetes, Eurotiales, Aspergillaceae. Gene Ontology annotation, cellular component: membrane. Bases 1 to 297 code for a protein of 98 amino acids. The transcript has 3 exons. The record is from RefSeq and is a predicted model, not a curated record.